This is a messenger RNA of Seriola aureovittata, 1317 nucleotides long. RefSeq lists its product as uncharacterized. Bases 180 to 1094 code for a protein of 304 amino acids. The transcript is spliced from 2 exons. Lineage: Eukaryota; Metazoa; Chordata; Actinopteri; Carangiformes; Carangidae. The record is from RefSeq and is a predicted model, not a curated record. Gene Ontology annotation, biological process: cell surface receptor signaling pathway.
CCGUUGAGACAAAGUGAAACAUCCUUUCAUUCCUUAGCUUGUCUGAAAAUUUAAAAACACAUGGGUUUCAGUGGACAGCUGUGAUUCAUGUUAUAGACUCUGCAAUCUUGAACAGAAGUUUCAGCCAGCGGUUCCAGGCCGAUGUUGGUAGAAGUCAGCACAAGUUGUAUGAUCUCAUCAUGGAGAACGUGGAACUGAUCUUGUCUCUUUGCUACACAAUCUACCAGAGGGUUGAGAACAUAAAGUCCAACAAGGAGCGCUGCCAGCGAGUCGCCCAGAGGGUCCAAGACCUGGAGGCACUGGUCCUGACCAUCAAACAAAGGGGGCCGGGCCAAAUCUCGGCCCCUGUGCACCAGGCUCUGAAGGACCUCAUCGUCACUCUGAAUAGUGCCAAAGAGAUAAUGAUGACAUUCUCCCAAACUACGGGUUUUAAGAGCUUCCUGAAGUCCAGCAACCACGAGGAGAAGUUCUGCAGGAUGAACGACAGACUCAACGAUAACUUCCAGGUCCUGUUCGGAGCGCUGCAGGUCGAGCAGGGCAACAUCCUGCAGAAAGUCUACGAAUGUGUGGCGAGACCGGAGGAAGAGCGACCUCUUACCAGCCCCAUAGCCCCGAUGCCUCCCCCCACGCCUACAGCCCCGAUGCCUCCCCCCACGCCUACAGCCCCGAUGUAUCCCCCCACGCCUACAGCCCCGAUGUAUCCCCCCACGCCUACAGCCCCGUUGCCACUUACCAUGCCUAUGUCUAACCCCAUGCCUCCCAUGCGUCACCCGACACCAGUGUAUCGCCCUGCAGCUCCCACACCUGUGCAGUACAUGGUGCCCCCCCCCAGGCCAGUGUUCGUCCGUGCAGCUGCCAUGCCUGUGCGCUCCAUCAUGUCGCCCGUGCAAAUGUACAACCCCGUGACCAUGACUAGAGCCGUGACCCAGCUCCCUCUCUCCACCGCCGUUGUCUCCCAGCAUGUCACCACUACAAUGUACUCCGUCCCUACCUCCCCCACCACGGUCCCCAUGCAACUCAUCACCCCUGUUCGCCCCGUGACUGUUUCACAACAAAAUGCAUCUGUAGGUUUUAUCAAUUCGUUUUUACGUUAAAACAAGAGAAACCGGCUCUAAACUAAGUGUUUUAAAGUAUUUCUGUGACGUGUGAGGACAGAGACGGAAGGAAGGUGGGACCGGGACUUUUUCUAGUGUUGCAACCGUCCUUUUGUUUCUCAGGAGACACGCCCGUUAACCCGUUAACUAGUGAUGACAUCAUGUUUUCAUUAAUGAACUAACCAGUAUGUGAAGAAGGAAUGAAUUAAAUUAAAGCUCCAUA